GUGCAUACCCUAUUUACAUUCAUACCUUGCUGGCAUAAGUCAGGAAUCUUCCCCGCCAAAUUGAAUUCAGUUGAAUUCGAACCUUCAAGUUUUCCGCUUUUCCGCGUUUCCAUCCGGAGGCAUGUUGUGUUUUUCCGUGGUUUUCCGUGUCCAAGUCGCGCGCGCUUUUUGACGUAAAGUGCUUGAGAAAUUCCGGAUUCGCGCCGCGACGCGAGGGAAUGAAUGGAGUGAUAAGAGAAACAAAUAUUGAAAUCAAAUAUUUAGAGCAAGUAAAGAAAGAAGGGAAAAUAAAUUGAAAUUAAGGGAAAUAUUUGUUGCGCGAAAAUGAUGGAAGAGUGCUAAGUGUUUAUUUCCCAAAUAAAUAUUGCCCCUCCGGUUUAUAACGGCGAUUGUGUGCGAGUGUCGCGAGUGUCAAUAUGUGCGAGAUCUGAAGAUAAGAUAAAGGAAGAGUAAAAGAGAAAAGGAAUAACGAAGGGAGAAAGAAUUAACUCCAGAAAGUAAUUGCAACCCCGAAAAUCCCAAAAUGUGGCCACAGAUCCUCCUUUUAGUACUCCCCACACUCAUCCAAGGCGUCCAGCGGUACGAUCAGACGCCCCUGGACGCCAGUCCCUACUACCGCAGUGGCGGUGGCCUGAUGGGGCCUGAUCUGAGCGGCACCUCAGCCACCUCCUUGGACGGUUUCCCGCACCACAACCGCUGCGAGGCGAUCACCAUUUCGAUUUGCAAGAAUAUACCCUACAACAUGACCAUUAUGCCCAAUCUGAUCGGACACACCAAGCAGGAGGAGGCCGGCCUGGAGGUGCACCAGUUCGCGCCGCUCGUCAAAAUCGGCUGCAGCGACGACCUGCAGCUCUUCCUUUGCUCCCUGUACGUGCCCGUCUGCACCAUCCUGGAGCGCCCCAUCCCGCCCUGCCGCUCCCUGUGCGAGUCCGCGCGCGUCUGCGAGAAGCUGAUGAAGACCUACAACUUCAACUGGCCCGAGAACCUCGAGUGUUCCAAGUUCCCCGUCCACGGGGGCGAGGACUUGUGCGUCGCUGAGAACACCACCUCCUCCACCCCGGCGCCCGCCAGGAGCGCCCCCAAGGUGACCACCAGGAAGCACCAGUUGGGAGUCGAGAUUCCCCAUCGCAAUAUUGGAUUCGUGUGCCCAGUUCAGCUGAAGACGCCGCUGGGCAUGGGCUACGAACUAAAAGUUGGUGGAAAGGAUCUCCACGACUGCGGAGCCCCAUGCCACGCCAUGUUCUUUCCAGAGCGAGAGCGGACAGUUCUCCGCUACUGGGUGGGAUCCUGGGCGGCGGUUUGCGUAGCGAGCUGUCUCUUCACAGUGCUCACCUUCCUGAUCGACUCGUCGCGCUUUCGCUACCCCGAGCGGGCCAUCGUCUUCCUUGCCGUCUGCUAUCUUGUCGUCGGCUGCGCCUACGUGGCCGGCCUGGGAGCAGGCGACUCCGUGUCGUGCCGCGAGCCAUUUCCUCCGCCAGUGAAGCUCGGCCGUCUGCAGAUGAUGUCCACCAUAACACAGGGCCAUCGUCAGACAACCGCCUGCACCGUAUUAUUCAUGGCAUUGUAUUUCUGUUGCAUGGCCGCCUUCGCGUGGUGGUCGUGUCUCGCGUUCGCCUGGUUCCUGGCCGCCGGCCUCAAAUGGGGCCACGAGGCAAUUGAAAAUAAAUCGCAUUUGUUCCAUUUGGUUGCCUGGGCGGUGCCCGCACUGCAGACCAUCUCCGUCCUGGCCCUGGCUAAAGUUGAAGGCGACAUUCUCUCGGGCGUUUGCUUUGUCGGACAGCUGGACACCCACUCGCUUGGCGCCUUCCUCAUCCUACCCCUGUGCAUAUACCUUUCGAUCGGGGCGCUCUUUCUCUUGGCCGGCUUCAUUUCGCUAUUCCGCAUUCGGACCGUGAUGAAGACGGACGGCAAGCGAACGGACAAGCUGGAGCGGCUGAUGCUGAGGAUAGGCUUCUUUUCGGGGCUCUUCAUACUGCCCGCCGUGGGCCUGUUGGGUUGCCUGUUCUACGAGUACUACAACUUUGACGAGUGGAUGAUACAGUGGCAUCGUGACAUAUGCAAGCCCUUCUCCAUACCCUGUCCGUCAGCUAGGGCGCCGGGCACGCCCGAAGCCCGGCCCAUUUUCCAGAUCUUCAUGGUGAAGUAUCUGUGCUCGAUGCUCGUCGGAGUCACCUCCAGCGUAUGGCUGUACUCCAGCAAGACCAUGGUAAGCUGGCGCAACUUCGUUGAGCGGCUGCAGGGCAAGGAGCCGCGGACGCGGGCCCAGGCGUAUGUCUAGUAUGAGACGGGCGCAGCGGGCACCGGAGCUGGACCCAAUGGCACGGCUGCGGCGGAUCCCGAGGCGGCUAACGAAAGUUACUUAGUGUUUAGCACAUAGAUCCCCCAUCAAGCAGACUCAGACCCAAAAUGUAACCACAAAUGCAGUCGUAGUUCGUAGUACUCGUAGCUUGUAUAAAAUUCAUCUCCCCCCCUCACACUGAUCAUGGAAAACAAAAGUUGACCCCAGCGCCUAGGCUAUUGUUUGAAUUGUCUUAGUUGAUACGAAAGCAAGCUUGUUGAACCAAAAUUAUUCAUUAAGUUGAGACUCUAGCUCUAAGUCUAGUUAGGAUUUCCUCGCUUUCAUUGCCGUAUACGAGUUUUGAUUCUGAUCUUUCAUCGUUGGGCGCAUUAGGGAUUAAGUUCGGUUUUUUAUUUGUGAAAGCUUUAAAUGUACCCUAUCAUUAAAGAGCAUAUGUAUAUGUAUACAUGGAUAUAUUUAGGAUAUAAGCUGUGACGAUAUUGAUAUAAAUGUUAGAAUUUAGAGAUAAGAGAUGUGAGCAACUCGGAGUAGUCAAAGGACGCUUACUCUCCAUAGGGACACAAACCACAGGCCACAAACCACACCCAAAACGACUACUUGAUGUCGACUGCUCACAUCGCUGGAAAUGUUUCUUUUAUGUAUAAAGGGAAACCAUGCGCAGUUUGAAUGUAUUAUGUAGUAGCAAUAAAUGUCCUCCAUGUGCUAAACCUAAUGCAAAUACGAUUAUUAUAAUGAUACAUUAACUCUCUAACUGGAACGUAACCCUACUGUAACUGUAACUUUAACUGUAGUUGUAUAUAUGUAUGUUGAGCUAAUUAAUUCUAAAUGCGUACCAGAAUAUGUACUUUUAAAUUCAUUUUUUGAAAUGACGUUGUAGUCAUAGCACUUAAGUGAACAAACAACGCGGAAACACGCAAAAAUGUGUUGCCACUAUGGACAUUUUUACUCCUCUCCACCAAACCCCACCACAGGACGCACCCUAAACUAAAUAAGAAUUGACACUGCCAUUUAAAUAUUUUAGACAGAGUGGCAGCCAAUGCAGAAGCAACAGCCAGCUCUGGCAUCGGCCAGACCGUUGAUUCGCAUUUUGUUUUAGCGCAUUUGUAUUGAAUGGAAUUUGACUGGCUAUAUUACGAGCAUAGGAGUCGAAGGCUUGUGUAGCACCCAAGCUGGCUGAUGGAAGCGCAUUUUAAUUAUAGCCAUUAUCGAUAGUCGGUGUAACAUAGCAAACGAACAAUUAUAAGUGUAUAAAUAUAGCAUACAGAAUCCCUGGAAGCAUCAUAGAAAACAAACGCCAACAAAAAAUGCUAAAAUAAAACUUUAUUUUAUUGUUAAAGACUGAAAAA
This is a messenger RNA of Drosophila guanche, 3645 nucleotides long. RefSeq names its product frizzled (gene fz). The transcript has 5 exons. Gene Ontology annotation, biological process: canonical Wnt signaling pathway; non-canonical Wnt signaling pathway. NCBI's taxonomy places the organism in Eukaryota, Metazoa, Arthropoda, Insecta, Diptera, Drosophilidae. The coding region runs from base 524 to 2278 and encodes 584 amino acids. Gene Ontology annotation, cellular component: plasma membrane. The record is from RefSeq and is a predicted model, not a curated record. Gene Ontology annotation, molecular function: Wnt-protein binding; Wnt receptor activity.